GUAUUGGAACUGGUUUGCCUUAAAUUCAUGUUUGAUUUGUCCAUAAGAUAUAACUUGAAAAUGUCUUUUCAACAGCUUGUUCUGGUUGGUGAUGGUGGUACUGGCAAAACAACAUUUGUAAAACGUCACCUGACAGGUGAAUUUGAGAAGAAGUAUGUAGCUACCCUGGGUGUUGAAGUCCAUCCUCUGCUAUUCCACACCAACAGAGGUGCUAUUAAAUUCAAUGUAUGGGACACAGCUGGGCAAGAGAAAUUUGGAGGUCUCAGAGAUGGCUAUUAUAUCCAAGCUCAGUGUGCCAUCAUAAUGUUUGAUGUAACAUCAAGAGUUACAUACAAAAAUGUACCUAAUUGGCAUAGAGAUUUGGUACGAGUUUGUGAGAACAUACCUAUAGUGUUGUGUGGCAACAAAGUGGACAUCAAGGACAGGAAAGUCAAAGCAAAGUCAAUUGUCUUCCACAGGAAGAAGAACUUGCAGUACUAUGAUAUUUCGGCCAAGAGCAACUACAACUUUGAGAAACCCUUCCUUUGGCUGGCCAGAAAACUAAUUGGAGACCCUAACCUGGAAUUCGUUGCUAUGCCUGCUCUUGCACCACCAGAGGUCGUUAUGGAUCCAGCAUUGGCAGCACAGUAUGAGCAAGACCUACAGCGUGCUCAGUCCACUGCACUGCCAGAUGAGGAUGAUGACCUGUGAGGGAGUGAAGCUGGAGCCCAGCGUCAGAAGUCUAGUUUUAUAGGCAACUGUCCUGUGAUGUCAGUGGUGCAGCGUGUUUGCCACUUUAUUAUUCUAGCUGAGCAGAACAUGUGCUUUAAUCUUUGGGAUGCUGAAAGAGAGAAUGGGCUUUGGAGUGAAUGUGGCAGUUAAAAAUUCCUUCAUUUUGGACCUGCAUAUUUAGCUGUUUUGGACUGCGAUUUACUCCCUAUUUGAGUUUCACAUCUGACUGCUGCAGUCACAUCACAGUAUUCAGUGGUAAAUCUUGUUUGUUACUGUCAUUCCCAUUCCUUUUUGUUUAGAUCAUAAUAAAGUUGUAUUAAAAAUAUCCAAGCAAGUGAA
Messenger RNA from Heteronotia binoei (common prickly gecko), 1050 nucleotides. RefSeq names its product RAN, member RAS oncogene family (gene RAN). The transcript has 5 exons. Gene Ontology annotation, cellular component: nucleus; cytoplasm. Gene Ontology annotation, biological process: ribosomal subunit export from nucleus; protein import into nucleus. The record is from RefSeq and is a predicted model, not a curated record. Gene Ontology annotation, molecular function: GTPase activity; GTP binding. Lineage: Eukaryota; Metazoa; Chordata; Lepidosauria; Squamata; Gekkonidae. Bases 28 to 690 code for a protein of 220 amino acids.